AUGAGGUAUACUGUCGUCCUUCUAACAGAUAAGAGGUAUCCCUGUCCUGAGUGUGGGAAAUGUUUCAAUUUGAAAGGCAAUCUUAAUGAACCUCAGACUGUGUGGGACAGUGCCGCACCAUCGUAUUCCUCUUAUCCUGAGGAACCUCAGACUGUGACGGGCAGUGCUGUCCUUCCAACAAAUGAGAGGUUUUCUUGUGCUGAGUGCGGGAAGUGUUUUAAUUUUAAAGGCAAUCUUAAGAAGCAUAAAAGAUCUCACACAGGAGAGAAGCCGUAUUCCUGUCCUGAGUGCGGGAAAUGUUUUUCUCAGAAAUCCCAUCUUUCAGUACAUCAGAGAUCUCACACGGGGGAGAAGCCGUAUUGCUGUCCUAAAUGCGGAAAAUGUUUCGUACAGAUUUCAAAUCUUAUCAUACAUCAGAGAUCUCACACAGGGGAGAAGCCAUAUUCCUGUCCUGAGUGUGGAAAAUGUUUUGCACAGAAAUCAGUUCUUGUCACACAUCAAAGAACUCACACGGAGGAGAAGCCGUAUUCCUGUCCCGAGUGUGGGAAAUGCUUUUCACAGAGGUCACAUCUUGAUGGACAUCAAAGAACUCAUAUGGUUGAAAAGCCUCAUCUCUGUUCUGAGUGUGGUAAAUGUUUCUUAAAAAAAUCUGACCUUGUCACACAUCUGAAGUCUCAUACGGAGGAGAAGCCAUUUUCCUAUCCUGAGUGCGAGGAAUCUGUUGUACAAAAAUCUGAUCUUGUUACGGGUCAAAAGGCUCAUUCAGGGCAAAAGCCACAUUCCUGUCCUGAGUGCCGGAAAUGUUUUUCACUGAAGUCCAAUCUUCGCAGACAUCAGAGAUCUCACACGGUGGAGAAGCCACAUUCCUGUCCUGAGUGCGGAAAAAGUUUUUCACAGAAGUCCUAUCUUUACAGCCAUCAGAGAUGGCACUCAGGUGAGAAGCCUUUUUCCUGUUCUGAAUGCGGGAAAUGUUUUGUACAAAAAUCAGAUCUUGUCACACAUCAAAGGUGUCACUCGGGGGAAAAGCCGUAUUCCUGUCCUGAGUGCGGCAAAUGUUUUGCACAGAAGUGUUAUCUUUCCAUCCAUCAGAGAUCUCACACGGGGGAGAAGCCGUAUUCCUGUGCUGAGUGCGGCAAAUGUUUUUCAUUCAAGUCCAGUCUUUCUGCACACCAGAGAUGUCACACGGGGGAGAAGCCACUUUCCUGUCCUGAGUGAGGGAAAUGUUCCUCACCAAAGUCCUGUCUUCUUGUACAUCAGGGGUCCCACACUUUGAGGUGUAUUAAUGUCUUGAGUAUGGGAAAUGUCUUGUAUAUGAAUGUUGCUGGACAUGUGGGGAAGAAGCACACCCUGAUAUACACCUCAGAUAUACUC
Molecule: messenger RNA, 1371 nt
Organism: Rana temporaria (common frog)
Lineage: Eukaryota; Metazoa; Chordata; Amphibia; Anura; Ranidae
Product: zinc finger protein 84-like
Exons: 2
Coding region: 1-1215 (404 amino acids)
Biological process (GO): regulation of transcription by RNA polymerase II
Molecular function (GO): DNA-binding transcription factor activity; RNA polymerase II cis-regulatory region sequence-specific DNA binding
Source: RefSeq, a predicted model, not a curated record